Molecule: messenger RNA, 1845 nt
Organism: Drosophila elegans
Lineage: Eukaryota; Metazoa; Arthropoda; Insecta; Diptera; Drosophilidae
Product: protein distal antenna-related
Exons: 1
Coding region: 132-1394 (420 amino acids)
Molecular function (GO): DNA binding
Source: RefSeq, a predicted model, not a curated record
CGCGAAAUCGGAUUCACAAUCAAAUCCUUUUGCGAGUUCGAGGAGUGCACACCGGUGGUCGCAUCCGCAUCCGCAUUCGCAGCCGCAUUCGCAACCGAAAUCCGCGCUUCAAUCUAGACCAUAGUACCAUCAUGGAUAUCUCCGCCUACCAGCACAUGAACAUCCGGAUGAGCACGCGAGGCAAGCGUCCGCUGAGGAAUCUCACGCCAAACGAUAAGGUGCGCGCCAUACAGCGCAUACACAACGGGGAAACGAAGGCCAGUGUUUCGCGGGAUAUCGGAGUGCCAGAGUCCACUUUACGGGGCUGGUGCAAGAAUGAGCAAAAGCUGAGGUUUAUGUGCCGCCAGCUGGGUCCCGAUCAUUUGGGCCUCGAUACUCCUCCAGAAAAACGCGCCAAGUUCGAAUUGCAGCUGCAACUGCCGCCAAAGUUUGUGGCCCUGCCUCCAAAUUACGAGGAGCUGGGCUUCGGUGCACUGCCCUACUCUCCUGCCGAUUAUCCAGUUCAGGGGGAGUCCUUGCUGGAGAAGCUUAGUCUGGUGGAAUUUGUCAAAAAGAAUGGAGGACUGCAUCCGGAGGCAAUGCAUCCCGGUCAGUCCGGUGUGGUGGAUUACUCCAAUAACAUGCUGCACCAGCUGAACCUUCUCGCCUUGCUCAACUCCAAGCUUACACCCCCAAAUGCAGAGGUCCCAUUGUUGGAUGCACCCAAAUCGGAGGACAACAAAGUGGUUGAUUCGCCAGCAACUUCAGAGGAUUACAGCAAGAGCACUUAUCCCCUGCUGAGUGUCAAGAACUGGGCCAAGGACCCGGCCAAACGGGUGAAUCUUGACAAUCAGCCGGAGCCAGUUAAUGAUAAGAACAAUAAUGCUCUGGAUGGACAACAGGUUUUGGGCACGGAGCAGUCAGCCAAGUCAGGGAUUUUCCCGGACACCACCACCAUGCCACAGCUACUGCCAGCCCCCAGCUUCCCCAAUCCCGCGGAAAUAGCGCCUGUGAUAGCACCUACGGGUAACUCCACCACUCCAAAUGGAACUGAAGGCCAGGGAGGAGCUGCCCUGCUGGACUGGUGCAAACUCUUUAAUGCCAGUCUGAACUUUUUGGCCUUUGCAGCCGCGGCAGCAUCCAUGCAACCCGGCGGCGGAGGAAGUGCCCCCAGCAUCAGCUACAACCCCAACCAACUGGGUGCAACUGGAGGCUCAGAGCCUGAUCUAGAGACAUAUCCAUUUAACGAAGGCCUGCUGAAACGCCUCAGUCCGUUGGCCCACAGUGAGGCCUCCAACGAAAGUUACUGUGACAGCGAACCGGAGGAUCUGUCCGUACGAUCCUGCGCCUCUAAGGCCUCCAGCAGAUCCCACACCCCAGACAAGAGCAUCGGAUCCAGCGAUGCCGAACAGUAGACCCCUUAGACACUCUAGUUUCAUAGUUCAUAGUGUAAAUACCUCCAUUUUUAAUUGUUAAUAGAUAACAUACCUUUAGUAUUUUUAGGACAACAAUAACAACACGAAUCAUUUCGCAAUGCAAAUGCCAUUUGUACUUAUCAAUUAACAAUGUAUGUUAAUAUCAAUGCAACAGGUAUUAAUAGAUCAGCUUACUAUAGCCUAGUAUUAACUAGAAAUAUCGACUGUGUGACCACUUGUUUGAAAACCAAAUUCAAUUCAUCUACACUUAUAAUAACAAAUACUAAUUGUGUUAAGUAGCUUAAUUAUUUGGCACGUUCGUCAGCCAUUCCAAUUGAUUUGUUUUCGUACUGCUGUAAUCUCCGUAACUCUUAAUAAGAAUAUAAACUAAUUACUAAUUAAACGAAUAAAUAUUUAUUAACAAAACAAAAAUAAAAUUUAAAGUGUCAAU